Molecule: messenger RNA, 1287 nt
Organism: Mycotypha africana
Lineage: Eukaryota; Fungi; Mucoromycota; Mucoromycetes; Mucorales; Mycotyphaceae
Exons: 1
Coding region: 1-1287 (428 amino acids)
Source: RefSeq, a predicted model, not a curated record
AUGUCACAGCCACAACCUCAACCAGCCACCGUCCCCGCUGGUCAGCAGCCGCCAGUGACUUCACCCAAUCUUCAACAGACAAACCAAGCUCAGGUUCAAGCUCAACAACAGCAUCAACAACAACAACAACAACAACAGACUGCCCAACAACAGGCUGCCACUGCUAAUGCUGCUGCUGCUGCCGCUGCCGCUGCCGCUGCUAAUUUAUACGGUAACGGAGGGGGUUUGUUUGAGCCUCAAGGCGGCAUUUUUGAUAUGGUGAAGCGUAAAUUACGGGAAGCAGCUGGAUAUCGAACACCGAUGCUAGAUCCAAAUGCUAUGGCAGUGUUGAGUAGAUAUGGAGGCGCUGGAGGAGCAGGUGCGAGUAUGAUGCCAGGCACAGGCGGUAUGAUGCCUCAUCCGAUGAUGAUGCUGAUGCCAGGAGCAGGAGCAGGAGCAGCCAUGACACAAGGGCAGCAAGGAAUGCUUCCAUUCAGUGGUAGCAUGGGAAACAAUAAUAACUUAGUAGCAGGCAGCGAAGACAUCAUGAUGCUGCAGCAACAGCAGCAACAACAACAACAUCAGCAACAGCAACAGCAGGCACUUAUGAUGGCUUUGAUGACGAUGGCUGCGGCCGGAGGCAAUAAUGGUGGAAAUAAUCAUCCUCUGGCUAGUAUGAAUAUGAUGGCAGCUGCGGCACCCGGAAAUAGUAAUAUGUUGUUAGGGAAUAAUAUCAGUAACAUGAAUCCAGCAAUGCUGGCGGCAAUGUAUCAGAGUACAUUCAUGUCUGCUACACCACCCUUGAAUACGGCGAAUGGCUUGCUGCCAACUACCCCAGGAGGCGCUGUCAUGAUGAGUAACGGCUCUCAGAUGAACCCUUUUGCAUUACUACAGCAGCAGCAAUACCCACAGUCAGGUGUCUUUCAAAAUCCCCUUUUACAACAGCAACAACACCAACCGUAUCCAGCAAUGAUAAACGGUUACAAUCAAGGUGCUAUGUACAGUCAGCCGUUAGCUCCUACAAAUACAGCAUUCAAUUAUAUGAGUCGGACACACCCAAUGAGUAUGUAUGGAGCUGCUGGCGGCGGGUAUGGUGCGCAUCCUGUUACUGCUGGUGCUGUUCCUGUUCCUAUUCCUGUUACGAAUUAUGGAUCUGACCAACAUUAUUAUCCAGCACAGAAUAGCAGCUAUUAUCACGGCUAUGGAACGACACCGUAUGCAUCAACAGGCUAUUACAGGGAUCCCUAUAGUAGUAGCUACUCAGAUCCCUCUGAUGUUUAUGGAACGAAACGGUCAGGUUACUUUUAA